This is a messenger RNA of Vespula pensylvanica (western yellowjacket), 1248 nucleotides long. RefSeq lists its product as uncharacterized. The record is from RefSeq and is a predicted model, not a curated record. Lineage: Eukaryota; Metazoa; Arthropoda; Insecta; Hymenoptera; Vespidae. Bases 1 to 1248 code for a protein of 415 amino acids. The transcript has 3 exons.
AUGAGUAUGCCAUAUCGUCACAAAGCCCUCAGCGGGCGUGAAUGCCAUGAAAUGCCGAAGUUCAUCCAUCCAGCGGUUAGAAAUUUAGAACCCAAGGAGAACGUUACUACUAUUUCUCCAAACACCAACGCUGAGUCCGGAUCUGUUUCAUUUCGUGAUAUGGCUAAGGCUUUCGAUACGGCUAGUGAUACAGCAUCUAACACGACUAAGGCUUAUGAUACUGUUAAGGCCUAUGAUACGAUUAAGGCUUAUGAUACAGUUCAAGGUGUCAAUACAGCCGUGGUUGAUUACCCAGCUAAAAUACCAGCUGCCCUUAAAGCUAGUAGUAUAACCAAUUCUAGUACGAUUACGGCUAGUGAUACUACUAGAACUAGUAAAACGAGUAGGGUAGGUAAUGCAAUCACGGCUAGUAAUGCAACCAAAAAUAAUAGAAGAAAUAGGCCUAACAACCGAGCUAAAUCUACGAAGACAAAUAGAGUUAAUAAUAGAACUAGGGUUACUAAUGAAACGAAGAAUAGUAACAAAGUUAAAGCUACCGAUGAAACUAGACCUGAUAACAAAAAUAAAGUUAUUAAUGCAAGUAAAGCUAAUAAUAAAGCUAAAAUUAUUAAUGCAAUUAAAGAUAAUAAUAAAAUUGAGACUACUAACUCAGCUAAGUCUAAUAAUAAAAUUGAGAAUAUUAAUGCAAAUAAAGCUAACAAUAAAACUGAGGCCAAUAUUAAAACUGAGCCUAACAAUAAAAUUAAAGCUAAUAGUGAAACUAUGCCUAACAAGAACAUCAUAUAUUCAGAACGACCCAGCCCGAAUAUGCCAAGUACUUAUAUGGGGGCAGCUAGAAUUAGUGAUAGUAUGCCUAGUAAUUUUAGGGGUCGUAACAAAGUUGAAGAUAAGGAUGUUCUUGUAGUAGGGCAACAUAUAGCUGAAGUUGGUGGUCACAUUCAUCGGAUAGCUUUAACUAACAAUGGUAUGAGGAUAAAAGAAAGGACAACUAAUGCUACACUUACUGAUAGAUUAGAUAAUAAAAAUAACAUUGAUCCAUCAGCGAAAAACAAAAACCAAUUAAAAAAUACCACCAACAACACAAACACCGAUAUUACAAAAUAUUAUUCACAAACAAAAAACACAAACACCAAUAACAAUGUUCCGCGAACAUACGACACGAAACAUUACAAUAACUCUUCUACUGAUGAAAGUGGAAGUUACUAUAGCUAUCUAUUAAUAAUUUUCGUGCUCAUUUUCGGGCGAUAA